Lucilia sericata (common green bottle fly) is the source of this 3026-nucleotide messenger RNA. RefSeq names its product protein Skeletor, isoforms B/C (gene knk). The transcript has 9 exons. The record is from RefSeq and is a predicted model, not a curated record. NCBI's taxonomy places the organism in Eukaryota, Metazoa, Arthropoda, Insecta, Diptera, Calliphoridae. The coding region runs from base 526 to 2664 and encodes 712 amino acids.
ACGCUGCGGUAAACACGCGAAUUUGAAUGGAUAAAUAAAAGUGAAAAAAAAAAAAAUAAAUAAACGCUUAAUAAUAACGAAACAGAAAAGUGGUAAAGUGGGGGGGAAGCAUGCGCACAUACCAAAACCAAUAAUAAAGUUAAAGUGAAACAAGUUUUUGAUCGGUACAAUUUCGCAUGAUACAACAAAAGUGAUGACGCAGAGUAGUAAAGCCAAUGUGUGAUCGCAGUAAUUGUUGUUGUUUUUGUUGCUAUAUCUGUGAUAAUGCAAUGAAAUUUCUUCAUAUCUGAAAGUGAUUCAUUAAAUUGUAUACCAAACGAAUGAAAACAUAAUAUUUUCUUAACAAAAAGAAAUAAAAUAAAGAAAAAAUAUGCACUAAAAUAAUAAAGAAAAACGAAAAAAUUUAAUUACCUUAAAAAAAAAAAAACAAAAUUAAAAAGAAAAAAUAUACCACGUAGUCACUAAAAUACAUACAUUAUAUUGUUUGUAUCUAUAAAUUGUUUUCUUUAAUUAUUUUCUGUUAAAAUGACAUUGAAUACGUUGUAUUCAAUAAGCGGAAGUCGUUGCCGUAGUGUAACUUUUAAUAAUUUUAUAAAAUUCAACUGGUGUUUAUAUGUAAUUAUACUUGUAUUAUAUUUACAAUCUCCUUCGCCAACUAAUGCUGUUCUUGAUUUCGAUGACGAAGAGGGUCCAUAUCAGGGAAAAUAUUUGGGAAAAAUAAAUUCUUACCAUCAUCAGGUUUCUGGUGAUAUAUACGCUGUAAAUGAAUUUACCUUCUUAGUGGUGGGCUUCAAUUACGAUGGCAAUGGUGCUGAUACAUUCUUUUGGGCGGGAGCUUCCAAUCGUCCGGGUCCACAGGGUUUUAUAGUGCCCGAUGAGUAUGGCAAAACCAAUAUUUUAGAUCGUUACCACAAUAAAGACUUUACCUUAACACUGCCGGAUCGAAAGAAAAUAACUGAAAUAAAAUGGCUAUCAGUUUAUGAUUUAAAUAAUCAAAAUAAUUUCGGCGAUGUAUAUAUACCAGAAGAAUUUGAACCACCACGACCACAGGCUGGUGGUACUUUUUCGAAACGUAGUCAUAAUGUUAGUAGCACAGCAAUUGAAAUUUUAGACUCGAAAACAAUACAAAUUAUCGAUUUUACAUAUGAUGGCAAAGGAAAGAGAACCUUUUUCUGGGCUGGCGUAGGAGCACAACCUUCAAGUCGUGGUAGCAAAAUACCCGAUGAAAGAGGAUACCUAGAUCCCAUACGCAAAUAUGACAAGGAAACUAUAACCCUGGAAUUGCCUGGUGACAAAACUGUUUUCGAUAUUGAUUGGAUUAGUAUUUAUGAUUUAGCCGAUAAUGAAAAUUAUGGUCAUGUUUUAAUUGCCGACAAUUUGAAUGUACCUCCUUCUUUGGUGAAAAUAACACCAUAUGAGUUUUCCCUACCAAAUUGUCGACAAUUACAUAAAAACUUACAAGUAUCCUGGGAAGUGUUUGGUCCACAAAUUACCCUACAACUUUCGGGUCAAGUUGAAAAGAAUGAUUACAUGUCAUUUGGUCUAUCGGGUUCAGAUACUUCUUCGCAAAUGAUAGGAGGUGAUGUGGUUGUGGCCUACAUGGAUGAUAUUCGGGGUUAUUCGAUCGAUUAUAAUAUAACAUCAUUGGCUCCCUGUGUCCAAGUGUUGGGUCAAAACAAAGGCGUGUGUCGUGAUGAUGUAGUGGGUGGUUUAAAUGAUUUUCAAUUAAAUACCUAUAGUCGUAAAGAUGGCAUUAAUACUAUAACCUUUAGGAGAACUUUAAUAUCAUCCGAUCAUGGUGAUAAGGAAAUACGUUUAGACCGAAGCAAUUACAUUAUAUGGGCUUUAGGUCAAUUGGACUCAAAUUAUGAACCAGCCUUCCAUAAUUAUUAUCCCAAAAGUGAUGUUUUAAUUGAUUUCAAUACAACUGAACCGGUUAAUGAUUGUUUUAGUUUUACCAAACAUGCUGAUGCACCCAUACAAACCUGGGAAAAGGUCAAAAUAUUAGAUCCAACUGUUCGCACUUUUAAUUCAUAUUUGGGUCCUUCUGGAGGUUUGAAAGGUUAUCAGGGUAUUACUGGUCACGUCUCUAGUGGUUUAGCUUGGUAUAUAAAUGGUUAUAUGAUUCCCGAAUUGUAUUUGAAGAGAGGUCUUACAUAUGCAUUUAAAGUAAGAGGUGGCAAUAAUCCUCAUUCGCCCGACAAUUAUCAUCCGCUUGUUAUUACUGAUGAACCACGCGGUGGUUAUGAUCGUCUUAGCGAUGCAAAACAAAGUGAAAUUCGUGUUUUAGCUGGUGUCGAGUUUACGCGACGUGGACGUCCCAAGCCAACAGCUGCCGGACCUCUAUGUAUAUCACGUUAUCCAGCCGGUUAUGAUCGUCGAUUGGAUGAUAAUUUUCCCAGUUUUAAGAAAUUUAAUCGUUCUCUUGUCACCGAAUGUCCCUAUGAAGAACCGGCCAUAUUGGAAAUUACACCAAAUAUAACAUGGCCCGAUAUUGUGUAUUACAAUAGUUUUACCCACGCCAACAUGGGUUGGAAAAUUCAUAUUAUUGAUAGUUAUAGUAAUGUUAGAAAUCGUGGUAACAAAGUGUUGAGUGGGAAUUGGAACUUUUUAAUGGGAGGUGGAGUAUUUAUAAUAACUACUAUGUUUUAUUUAAGAUUUUGAAAAUGACUGAUGUUCUUAAAUAGUUUUCUUUGUUAUUGUAGUAGAUGAAAGUACAUUUUUUUUUUAAUAAUAAUUUGCCUGAUUUUAUUUUCAAAAUUCUUUUAAUAUUGUAUGUUACACAACUAUUUUGGUUUGACAUAUUUUUUUCUCGAUUUCUCAAGAUAUUUUUAAAUCAAAUAAAUAAAUACUUUAAAUAUUUUUCAAUAUUUUUGUUUAUUUAAUAUGUAUGUUUGUUAAUGUACGUAUGUAUAUUAAAUCAUGUUUUUAAUUUCCAUGUAGAAGAGUUCCAAGAAUAAUUUAUAAUAAAUAUAUUGUAGUAUUGAAUCCUUUAAUAAAUAUAUAUUGAUUUUCAUAAUAAUAAA